Molecule: messenger RNA, 1591 nt
Organism: Dendrobium catenatum
Lineage: Eukaryota; Viridiplantae; Streptophyta; Magnoliopsida; Asparagales; Orchidaceae
Product: zinc finger protein-like 1 homolog
Exons: 9
Coding region: 168-1247 (359 amino acids)
Cellular component (GO): Golgi apparatus
Source: RefSeq, a predicted model, not a curated record
CGUGAGCUCGGUGCACCUCAAAAACUAAAUUCGUUCCCUGGUCUUUCCCGUGCUAAGCCCAUCACUCCGCUGCUCCGCCGUCUUCAGAUCCCUCUCUCUCGCAGCUUUUGAUCAAUCCCGUCGAUUUCAUUCGCAAGCAUUCUCUUUUCAUUUCGAUUUGAUGCGCCAUGGUGGUUUGCAAAUGCCGCAAGGCAACUCGGAUUUACUGCUUUGUGCAUAAGGUUCCUGUAUGCGGGGAAUGCAUUUGUUUUCCCGAGCAUCAAAUCUGUGUGGUCCAAAAAUACUCCGAUUGGGUAGUUAAUGGAGACUAUGAUUGGCCUCCUACUUGUCCGCGGUGCCAAGCUGAGAUUGAAGCUGGAAGUGAAACUAUUCGAUUGGGUUGCUUGCAUGUUAUGCACACCAAUUGUUUGGUGUUACAUAUUCAAAGCUUUCCAUACCAAACUGCACCAGCAGGAUAUGUUUGCCCUUCGUGUUCAUCCCCUAUAUGGCCACCUAAAAAUAUUAAAGAUACUGGAUCUUACUUGCACACGAAACUGAAAGAAGCAAUUAUUCAGAGUGGCUUGGAGAAAAAUAUAUUUGGAAAUUACCUGGUGUCAUUACCUCCUGUGGAGCCCCGAGCUACUCCUCCUGCUUUUGCUUCAGAUCCUCUUGUUCACAUAUCCUCUGCUGAUGAUGGAGAGAAGAUCAAUGCCAAUUCAUUUGACUCUAUUAAAGAUAAAAGUAUGGCUUCUUCUUUGGGUGGAAUAGCAUCUCUCAAGAAUUCUGAAGAAGAUAUUGUGGAAAUAGAAGGCCCUAGCUCUGUAGGAAAUCAUUUCAUGUCCGAUCAAGAUCCCAAUUUUAUGAAAAGCAAGAAUGCUACAACUCCUGGUGCUACUACACGAAAGGGAAGCUACCAUGUUGAACGGCAAAGCUCUGAAGUCUCUUAUUUUGCAGAUGAUGAAGAUGGGACACAUAGAAAGUAUAGCCGAAGGGGCCCCUUUGGUCACAAAUUUCUGAGAAUGUUACUUCCCUUCUGGUCUACCGCACUGCCGACCCUACCUGUGACUGCUCCAUCCCGCAAAGAGAGAUCUAAUGCAGAUGAUGCUCAAGAAGGACGUGUGCGUCAGCAAAGACCUUCAAGAACGGAUCCCAGGAAAAUUUUACUUGUGCUGGCAAUCAUGGCAUGCAUGGCAACUAUGGGAAUUUUGUACUAUCGCUUGGCUCAACGUAACUUUGGCGUCGACAUUCCAGAAGAUUUACCUCAAUGAGGAGAGAGGUCCUUUAUCCUUAUUUUAUGCUUAUUCUUUUGUAGAGGUGCACUUUUUGAGGGCUUUGUUGAUACAAAAUUUUCUUUGGGACGAUUUUCUUAUUGAUUCUUAAAGUACUUUUUUAGUAAAAAAUUAUAAUUUUUUACUAAAAAAGCUGCUUUAAGAAGCAGUAAAAAAUCGUCCCAAACGAAACCUAAAUCUGCUUUCUAAUGCUUCAUGAGGAAAUGCUGCAUGGGGAACUGUUUUCUAUUGUAGGGAAUGCUUCUGUGGCUCUGUUUGAGUUUUUACUUAUUUAUUAUAUGAAUUCUUUUACUUGUGGAAAAUGAGAUGUUCCAUCUUUCACC